CUGGGUUUCACUGGCCCACUGAGGGCCGUGCUCAGUGCCGCCCCACAAAGCGAGAGCUCAGCACUCUAGUCUAGACCACGAGACGAACCCCAGCCUCCCAAGAGAGAACAUGGGCGACUAUGACGACGACACAGCCUUCCUGGGGCAGACUGGUCCGUACUUCUGGACCACGUUCUUCCUCCUCAACACCGUUUUUGUCUCGACCGGAUUCAACGGGUUCUACAUCGUGUUUAUCGGGGCGUCCCCCGAGCACCGCUGCCUCAUCCCGGAUGUAAACCUCACGGCGGCGUGGCGGGAGGCCAUCAUCCCGGUGACGCUUGCGGACGGCCACCAGGCGCACAGCCAGUGCAGGCGCUACAAGCUGGACGUCAUCAGGAACCUCUCGGAACAGGGUCUCGCUCCGGGGAGGGACGUGAACCUGACGGGGCUGGAACAGGAGGGCUGCUUGGACGGAUGGAGCUACAGCAAAGACAUCUACCAGGCCAACAUCGUCACCGAGUGGGACCUGGUCUGUGACGACCAGUGGAAAGUGCCCUUUGCAUCCUCCACUCUCUUUGUGGGAUACCUCCUGGGCUCGCUGAUCUCGGGUCAGCUUUCUGACAGAUUCGGGCGUAAGAAGAUUGUCUUCAUCUCUCUGGCAGCUCAGUGCAUCUCCAUCAUUUUGCAGUCCUUUUCCCAAUCAUGGAGGAUGUUCUGCAUUACGUUCCUCUUCGUCGGCGCCUCACAGAUCUCCCUCUAUAUCUCUGCAUUCGUUCUAGGGACAGAGAUGUUGACCAAGACUCUGCGCGUGGUAUUCACGACUCUCGGGGCGUUCCUCUUCUACUGCAUCGGCUACAUGAUGCUGCCAUGGAUUGCGUAUGGCAUCAGAGAGUGGAGAACCUUGCUGGCUGUUCUAUCCGCUACUACUGUGGUCUACAUCCCUCUGUGGUGGUUCAUCCCAGAGUCUCCUCGGUGGCUGAUCACUCAGGGACGCAUGGCAGAGGCCGAGGCCAUCGUAAGAGACGCCGCACGGAGGAACGGGGUUGAGCCGCCGCUUGUUAUCUUCAGAAGAUCUGAGUCGCUACAUCCAGGCAAGACGUACACCAUGCUGGACGUUCUUCGAUCGAAGAACCUACGAUGCAUCACGCUCAUGUGUCUUGUUUUGUGGAUGGCAACAAACGUCGGUUAUUUCGGAUUGUCCCUGAACACAUCCAACCUCAGUGGAAAUCCCUUCAUGAACUGCUUCUUGUCAGCGACCACAGAGGUGCCUGCUUAUGUCUUGUCCACGUGGCUCCUGAAGAAAUGUGCCAGGAGAGCUCUUCUGUCCACCUUUCUAUUCAUUGGAGGAGGCGUUCUACUGCUCAUCCAGUUCAUUCCCGCUCAUCUUGAAUAUGUGGCCUUAGCUCUAGAAAUGGCCGGCAAGUUUGGCUUCACCAUGGCCUUCAGCAUCGUUUACAUCUACACGGCUGAGAUCUACCCCACCGUGCUCAGGAAUGUCGGCAUGGGGAUGUGUUCCUCGGCCGCACGCAUUGGCAGCAUCACCGCUCCUUACGUCAUCUAUUUAGGCACUUAUGACAAGGUUCUUCCGUACAUCCUCAUGGGAAGUCUCACUAUAGCCUCCUCUGUGGUCAACUUCUUCCUUCCAGAGACCCUCAAUCGGGACCUUCCGGAAACUUUGGACCAGAUGCAGGAAUGUCAGGGGUUGUGCAGUGGACCCAAAAAGAAAAAAUGUGUUGAAAAUGGUGGAAGUGGACACCCAGCAAAGCAACAUGAAGCCAAAUGUGACACUGCAUAGACUCUUAAGGUGCUACCAUUCAUGUUUAUGAAUCGAAGGCUUGCUUAAAAAGCUAUUUUGGACUAGGUUGAUAUCUGCUAAUCCAUUUGUGUUUGAUGUUGAAAUACAUGGAUAC
This is a messenger RNA of Nerophis lumbriciformis (worm pipefish), 1889 nucleotides long. RefSeq names its product organic cation/carnitine transporter 2-like. Gene Ontology annotation, molecular function: transmembrane transporter activity. Gene Ontology annotation, cellular component: membrane. NCBI's taxonomy places the organism in Eukaryota, Metazoa, Chordata, Actinopteri, Syngnathiformes, Syngnathidae. The record is from RefSeq and is a predicted model, not a curated record. Gene Ontology annotation, biological process: transmembrane transport.